Erythranthe guttata (spotted monkey flower) is the source of this 1323-nucleotide messenger RNA. RefSeq lists its product as uncharacterized. The record is from RefSeq and is a predicted model, not a curated record. Lineage: Eukaryota; Viridiplantae; Streptophyta; Magnoliopsida; Lamiales; Phrymaceae. Gene Ontology annotation, molecular function: nucleic acid binding; RNA-DNA hybrid ribonuclease activity.
AUGGCUCGUAGGGCGAGGAGAUAUAAGUUUUUGGAUGGAAAACUGGAUUGGCGAGGCGCUAUCGGACCUCUCCAGUGCGACCGUCAGCUUACAUUGGCCAAAUCGCUCUCUCAAAUAGCGGAUUAUUUACCGCUCAUUCAAACAUAUUGGCAUGAGAAAAUUGUUCGUGUUAAGUUGGAUGAGAAACAACCUGACAGACUCAUAUUUACACUAACACAAACGGGAAUUUUCUCGUCCAAAGAGUAUUAUAAUUUUUGGCGGAAAAAUGGUCGGAGGCAACACUGGUCUGUUCGGGUAUGGCUCAACUACAUUCCACCCAAAACUAGUGGCUUUAUGUGGAAAAUUCUGCAUCACGCUAUCCCGGUUGACCUCCGUAUAGUAACUCGAGGAAUUCCGAUAAUGUCAAGAUGUGUAUGCUGCAACAACCCCCACCAAGAAGACAUCAGACAUCUUUUUUUUAAGUCGGAAGUUGCACAAUCAGUAUGGCGGCACUUUGGUUUAAUAUUCAGAAUUCCGUGGGCUUUUGAGUCAGUGAAACACGCGCUUCGCAUAUGGACGCCGAAACCGAAGACUCACUCAACUUACGUCAUGGUUCGAACAUCAGUAGUCUGCCAUAUCAUCCGAGAAAUAUGGAUCGCAAGAUGCAAGGUGGUUUACGACGGAGGGGUUAUGACAGCGACUGAUAUAUGCCAAUGUGUGCUCCAUAAAGUAAAAUACCUGGGUAUCGUACACAGACCUCACCAAAUGUCCACGAAGUCGCAACUCCUACAGCUGGCGGCACUAGGUAUUUACGGGCCACAACCAAUGGUUAGGCGUGGAGUAUGGCAUAAAUGGGAGCCUCAUGCGGUUGGAACAUACAAACUUAAUACAGAUGGGUCCGCGAAAGAAGAGAUGUGUACGGGCGGGGGCAUCAUUCGUAAUUCAGAAGGUGGUAUUAUUGCAAGAUUUUCGGCUUUCUUUGGGAAAGGUACGAAUAAUUAUGCUGAAAUUUUUGCGGUGGCCGUGGGUCUUCGCCUGUGUCAUUCAUUAGGGAUUGGAGCAGUUGUAGUCGAGACGGACUCUCUUUUAACGGUCAACGCGAUCAAGAAACUGGGAGUGGCGUGGGAUUUGGAGUACGUAUAUUGGAUUUGCAUGCAACAGAUUCGACCAUACCAUAAGAUCACACAGGUGUUUCGCCAAGAGAAUACGGUGGCAGACCGUUUAGCCAAUUGGGCAUAUACACAUAAAUCUUAUCAAGAGGUUUUCUCCCGGAACAAUAUGCCUCAAGAAGUGAAGGCUGCGUACAUUAGUGAUAAGCUCGGUAUUGCGAAUUUUCGUAAAUGA